This is a messenger RNA of Oncorhynchus keta (chum salmon), 1376 nucleotides long. RefSeq names its product adhesion G protein-coupled receptor L3-like. Gene Ontology annotation, biological process: signal transduction. Bases 738 to 1124 code for a protein of 128 amino acids. The record is from RefSeq and is a predicted model, not a curated record. The transcript has 3 exons. Gene Ontology annotation, molecular function: carbohydrate binding. NCBI's taxonomy places the organism in Eukaryota, Metazoa, Chordata, Actinopteri, Salmoniformes, Salmonidae.
CCUCUCACACUUUUUGAGCCACGAUCCAGUUCCGUGUUUUCUCUUGACUUGGUCCCCUCUUCUUGCCCGAGGAGGCAUCACCACAGCCCGCCUGCAUCGCUCUGCGCUCCGCUCCACUUAUCUGAAUCUGAUCUCGUCUGAGCAUCCACUUCCAAAUUGGGUUGUCAUUUUUUGACCCCCCUUUGCUCUUCCCGCGAACAGGUCAACGUGCUCUCUACGUGGACGUUUUUGAAGACCGCUAAGAGAGAGGGAGAGAGCUGAGAGAAAUACAGAAAGAGACAGAUCAGAGAGAGAGAGAGAGAGAGAGAGAGAGAGAGAGAUGGCUUCGUGGAUCUUGAGCUAUAGUGUUCCCGUCCUCUCUUCCAAUACUGGACUCGGUGCGUUGGAGUCUGUACCCCUCACCGGUGGCGUUCUGUGAACAGUGAUCUGGAUACUAAACACCGAGCCUUCGAAAGGUUGUCCGUUAGCCCACGUUACAAUCAAGAACUGCGAAGACUAUAUAUAUAUCGUUUAAGCGGGGUUUUUUUGUUACAAGGGGAAUCAGAAUGUACCUUGACGAUAUAAAAGCAUCGCUGACUUGGAAUCAAAUUGCUUAAUUUUUCAUUCAUUUGAGGGGAUUUUUUUUUUCUUCCAAGAAAGAACUCUGGACUGUUACAAGGGAGACGACGGUUAUUGUAAAGACACUGCGCUUUCAAUGCCUAGAUCUGUGCGCGACCAUUGCUGCAGCUUCGUGUGAGAUGUGGCGUAUGGUUUCAUCUCUGAGCCGUGAGAGGAGUAACCCCCUCCGAGGUCGUUGGGGUUCAGCAAGAAGUAACAUCCUCAAUACUUCCGGGUCACCUUCUUCUAAGGUCAUGUGGACCUCACGCCUACUCUUUAUCUUCACCUUGUUCGCCCCCCUCACCCUCGCGGUGAGUCGAGCCCCUGUCCCCAUGGCGGUGGUCCGUAGGGAACUGUCCUGUGAGUCCUACCCCAUCGAGCUACGCUGCCCGGGCACAGACGUCAUCAUGAUUGACAGCGCCAACUACGGACGCACCGACGACAAGAUCUGUGACUCGGACCCAGCACAGAUGGAGAAUACUAGAUGUUACCUGCCCGACGCAUACAAGAUCAUGUCCCUCAGGUGAGCUGAUCUAGAAUUAUAGUUCUGUGUCUGUCUGUCUGUCUGUCUGUAUGUCUGUCUGUCUGUCUGUCUGUCUGUCUGUCUGUCUGUCUGUCUGUCUGUCUGUCUGUUCAUCUAUCCAUCCGUUGAAGAUCAUGUCAGCUCAGAUGAGCUGAUCUAGAAUUAUAGUUCUAUGUCUGACGAUGUACUGUAUAGAUGAGACGGUCAAUCUGUUCUCAGACUGAAUUGUUCAAGGUUAGAUAUGCAGAUCUGGAAU